GCAGCUGCAGGCCCCCACCACCCUCCAUGGCGCCCCUGGCCUUGGUGGGGUUCGUGCUGCUCCUGGGGACUCCCCUGUGCUGGGGGGCAGCCACCCCAACCCCCUCCAUGCCACCGCUCCCAACCAAUGAGAGCGACACCAGCACGGAAGGGUGCCAGGGCUCCAACCGCUGUCAACCGGGAGUCCUGCUUCCCGUGUGGGAGCCGGAUGACCCCUCACUGGGCGACAAGGCUGCACGGGCCGUGGUCUACUUUGUGGCUAUGGUCUAUAUGUUCCUGGGGGUGUCCAUCAUUGCCGACCGCUUCAUGGCGUCCAUCGAGGUCAUCACGUCUAAGGAGAAGGAGAUCACCAUCACCAAGGCCAACGGGGAGACGAGCGUGGGCACGGUGCGCAUCUGGAACGAGACGGUGUCCAACCUCACGCUAAUGGCCCUGGGCUCCUCAGCGCCCGAGAUCCUCUUAUCGGUCAUCGAGGUCUGUGGACACAACUUCCAGGCGGGCGAGCUGGGCCCCGGCACCAUCGUGGGCAGCGCUGCUUUCAAUAUGUUCGUGGUCAUCGCCGUGUGCAUCUAUGUCAUCCCAGCCGGGGAGAGCCGCAAGAUCAAGCACCUGCGUGUCUUCUUCGUCACGGCCUCCUGGAGCAUCUUUGCCUACGUGUGGCUUUAUCUCAUCCUCGCCGUCUUCUCCCCAGGGGUGGUCCAGGUGUGGGAGGCGCUGCUGACGCUCGUCUUCUUCCCGGUGUGCGUGGUGUUCGCCUGGAUGGCCGACAAGCGGCUGCUCUUCUACAAAUACGUGUACAAGCGCUACCGCACCGACCCGCGCAGCGGCAUCAUCAUCGGCGCAGAGGGGGACCCGCCCAAGAGCAUUGAGCUGGACGGCACGUUCGUGGGCGCCGAAGUGCCGGGAGAAGUCGGGGCCCUGGGCCCGACCCCCGCCGAGGCCCGCGAGCUGGACGCCAGCCGCCGCGAGGUCAUCCAGAUCCUCAAGGACCUCAAGCAGAAGCACCCCGACAAGGACCUGGAGCAGCUGGUGGGCAUCGCCAACUACUAUGCCCUGCUGCACCAGCAAAAGAGUCGCGCCUUCUACCGCAUCCAGGCCACGCGCCUCAUGACGGGCGCAGGCAACGUGCUGCGCCGCCACGCGGCCGACGCCUCGCGCCGGGCCAGCCCCUCCGACGACGCGGGUGAAGACGAAGACGACGGCGCCAGCCACAUCUUCUUCGAGCCCAGCCUCUACCACUGCCUGGAGAACUGUGGCUCUGUGCUGUUGUCUGUGGCCUGCCACGGCGGCGAGGGCAACAGCACCUUCUACGUGGACUACCGCACUGAGGACGGGUCGGCCAAGGCUGGCUCAGACUAUGAGUACAGCGAAGGGACGCUGGUGUUCAAGCCCGGUGAGACCCAGAAGGAGCUGCGCAUUGGCAUCAUCGACGAUGACAUCUUCGAGGAGGACGAGCACUUCUUCGUGCGGCUGCUGAACCUGCGCGUGGGCGACGCACAGGGCAUGUUCGAGCCCGACGGCGGCGGGCGGCCCAAGGGCCGGCUGGUGGCGCCACUGCUGGCCACCGUCACCAUCCUGGACGACGACCACGCGGGCAUCUUCUCCUUCCAGGACCGCCUGCUGCACGUGAGCGAGUGCAUGGGCACCGUGGACGUGCGCGUCGUGCGCAGCUCAGGCGCGCGCGGCACCGUGCGCCUGCCCUACCGCACGGUGGAUGGCACAGCGCGCGGCGGCGGCGUUCACUACGAGGACGCGUGCGGAGAGCUCGAGUUCGGUGACGACGAGACCAUGAAAACUCUGCAGGUGAAGAUAGUUGAUGAUGAGGAGUAUGAGAAGAAAGAUAAUUUCUUCAUCGAGCUGGGUCAGCCACAGUGGCUUAAGCGAGGGAUUUCAGCCCUGCUCCUCAACCAAGUGGAUGGAGACCGGAAGCUGACAGCUGAGGAGGAGGAGGCCCGACGGAUCGCCGAGAUGGGCAAACCUGUCCUGGGGGAGAACAGCCGUCUAGAGGUCAUCAUCGAGGAGUCGUACGAUUUCAAGAACACGGUAGACAAGCUCAUCAAGAAAACCAACCUGGCGUUGGUGAUUGGGACCCAUUCCUGGCGGGAGCAGUUUUUAGAAGCGAUUACGGUGAGCGCAGGGGACGAGGAGGAGGAGGAGGACGGGACCCGGGAGGAGCGGCUGCCAUCCUGCUUUGACUACGUCAUGCACUUCCUGACGGUGUUCUGGAAGGUUCUGUUCGCCUGUGUGCCCCCCACGGAAUACUGCCACGGCUGGGCCUGCUUCGGCGUCUGCAUCCUGGUCAUAGGCCUGCUCACAGCCCUCAUCGGGGACCUCGCAUCCCACUUUGGCUGCACUGUGGGUCUCAAGGACUCUGUCAAUGCUGUGGUCUUCGUGGCUCUGGGCACCUCUAUCCCUGACACGUUCGCCAGCAAGGUGGCUGCGCUGCAGGACCAGUGCGCGGACGCGUCCAUCGGCAACGUGACGGGUUCCAACGCAGUGAACGUGUUCCUGGGCCUGGGUGUGGCCUGGUCGGUGGCCGCCGUGUACUGGGCAGUGCAGGGCCAGCCCUUCCAGGUGCGCACCGGAACCCUGGCCUUCUCGGUCACGCUCUUCACCGUCUUCGCCUUUGUGGGCAUCGCGGUGCUGCUGUACCGGCGCCGGCCACACAUCGGCGGCGAGCUGGGUGGCCCGCGUGGGCCCAAGCUGGCCACCACGGCACUCUUCCUGGGCCUCUGGUUUCUCUACAUCCUCUUCGCCAGCCUGGAGGCCUACUGCCACAUCCGCGGCUUCUAGGGCGCCCCCUCCUCGCCAUGGACUGG
Sorex fumeus (smoky shrew) is the source of this 2818-nucleotide messenger RNA. RefSeq names its product solute carrier family 8 member A2 (gene SLC8A2). Gene Ontology annotation, molecular function: calcium:sodium antiporter activity. Gene Ontology annotation, cellular component: axon; postsynapse; sarcolemma. The record is from RefSeq and is a predicted model, not a curated record. The transcript is spliced from 10 exons. The coding region runs from base 27 to 2792 and encodes 921 amino acids. Gene Ontology annotation, biological process: sodium ion transmembrane transport; cell communication; calcium ion import across plasma membrane. Lineage: Eukaryota; Metazoa; Chordata; Mammalia; Eulipotyphla; Soricidae.